Messenger RNA from Laetiporus sulphureus 93-53, 1902 nucleotides. RefSeq lists its product as uncharacterized. The transcript is spliced from 18 exons. Gene Ontology annotation, cellular component: membrane. NCBI's taxonomy places the organism in Eukaryota, Fungi, Basidiomycota, Agaricomycetes, Polyporales, Laetiporaceae. Gene Ontology annotation, biological process: protein localization to membrane; vacuolar transport. The record is from RefSeq and is a predicted model, not a curated record. The coding region runs from base 1 to 1902 and encodes 633 amino acids.
AUGGCGCGUUCGCAAGUUCGAACAUGGCUGUUGGGCAGUGCAGUCAUCUCCCUGUUGUCUGCCACGCAUGCAUUUUACCUACCCGGAGCUGCGCCCCAUGACUACACCGAAGGCGAGGCCGUUGACCUCUACGUCAACGCCUUGACUCCGAUGCUCGGUGGCUCUGACAACGCGAAACUCAAAUCGCUGAUUAACUAUGACCAUUAUGAUUCCAGGUUUCAUUUCUGCGAACCGGAGGGUGGCCCGCACAAGGAACCUGAGUCAUUGGGGUCAAUCUUGUUCGGUGAUCGAAUAUUCAAUUCACCCUAUGAUAUCAGAAUGCUUGAAGACAACGGCACGUGCAAAGUCUUGUGCCAAACGGAAGUCCCUGCGGAAGACGCCAAGUUCAUCAAUGACCGUAUCCGAGAAGACUAUGCGUUAAAUUGGCUUGUCGACGGUCUUCCUGCAGCGGAGAUGAAAAUGGACACAAAAACUGGCGACCUGUUCUUCGAUAUGGGUUUCAAUCUUGGCAAUGAUGAAGACGAAUUGGCCGAGACGCCGGCUUUGAACAAUCACUACGAGAUUGUGCUGAGAUACCACACAUAUAGUCCAGGAGUGCACCGAAUUGUCGGUGUGCUCGUCUGGCCUACCAGUCAUGGUGGUUCCCAGGAUGUUACAGCGGGUUGCUCCCCGUCGGAUGGUCCCCUCAUCUUGCAGGAAGACAGGACAAAUAUUGUACGGUAUACGUACCGUGUGAUGUGGAAUGAAUCGGACACGCCGUGGGCGACUCGAUGGGACAACUACCUUCAUAUCUUUGACCCUCGCAUACACUGGUUCAGCCUCAUCAACUCGCUUGUUAUAGUCGUAUUCCUAUGUCUCAUGGUGGCCAUGAUCCUCUAUCGAACAGUGUCGCGAGACAUUUCUCGCUACAAUGCCAUUGAUUUGAGCGAAGAUGUCCAAGAAGACUGGGGCUGGAAGCUGGUACACGGCGAAGUGUUCAGGACGCCGCGUAAUCCCCUGAUCCUAUCGGUAUUAGUCGGCAAUGGUGCUCAGCUCUGUGCGAUGGCUGGAGUGACACUUGUCUUUGCGUUGAUGGGCUUUCUGUCACCUUCUAAUCGGGGCUCCUUGGCGACGGUUAUGAUGGUUUGUUGGAGCUUGUUCGGCGGUAUCGGUGGCUAUGUAUCAAGCAGGGUCUAUGCGACGCUGGGAGGAAUGGACAAGCGAAAAAACUCAUUCGUUACUGCAACGGUAUUACCUGCAUUUGUAUUCGCAAUUGUGUUCUUGCUCGACCUAUUUCUGGUCGCAGCUGGUUCCUCAGGCGCUGUGCCAUUCGGCACGAUGCUACUAAUCGUUGUUCUCUGGUUCGGAAUAUCAGCACCGUUGUCACUGAUCGGAUCUUACAUCGGAUCGAAACGCGGAGGCGUGCCUAACCCUGUGAGGGUUAACCCGAUCCCAAGGCAGAUUCCUCCAGUACCACGAUAUCUGCAGCCUUGGGCUUCAACACUGCUGGCAGGCAUCUUACCCUUUGGAGCCGCGUUCGUCGAGCUCUACUUCGUGCUGUCGAGUCUGUUCGCAUCCAGGGCUUACUACGCCUUCGGCUUCCUGGCCUUAACGGCUGGUGUCGUAUCGCUCACAACCGCCACGGUUACGAUUCUAUUCACAUACUUCCUCCUCUGCGCCGAGGAAUACAGGUGGCACUGGAGGGCCUUCCUCACCGGAGGCGGGAGCGCUUUCUGGCUACUGGCCUAUGGCAUCUUCUAUUGGGUCUCACGCUUGUCGCUGGAUUCGUUCUCAAGCGUUGUGCUGUACAUGGGAUACCUCCUUCUCCUUGCGCUGCUGGAUUUCCUUGUUACAGGAACCAUUGGUUUCCUUGCGACAUAUUGGGCUGUGAGAAAAUUGUACAGCGCAAUACGCGUCGACUGA